AUGACGGAGAGCUCUCCGGAGCCAUUGGAUGAUUUGUACGAAGAACGUGUACGUCGUCCAGUUGUAAGAUGGCAAAGUAUGAAAGAAGAUGGAAAAGAUGCAAAUGGAUUACGAAGAACAGAGACGUUACCGGAGAUGCGACCAGGGAGACGUGGUGGAAGAAGACGUCUUCGACCCAGAAAUAAUAACGACGAAGAUGGCGAUUCCCAUGGAUCUCUCCAACACAGUUUCCUACGAGUACCCGUCGGUCUAUCAGGUCGAUCAUCUCCAUCCGUGGCAUCAAUGGGUUCAGAACCAGAAUCAUGUAUUGAUGAUACCAGAUACAUGACAGACGAUGAUGAUCCAAUAGGUACGCUCUUUUUGUAUUUUUUCUGCAGAUGGGAAAUCCCUAAAAGCGCUUGGAGGGAGAAACAUUAA
Messenger RNA from Caenorhabditis remanei, 417 nucleotides. RefSeq lists its product as uncharacterized. Bases 1 to 417 code for a protein of 138 amino acids. The transcript is spliced from 2 exons. The record is from RefSeq and is a predicted model, not a curated record. Lineage: Eukaryota; Metazoa; Nematoda; Chromadorea; Rhabditida; Rhabditidae.